AUGCAGCGCGUCUCACAAUUUUUCAAUAAAGCUCCUCAUAUAACUAUUUCUCCUUCCCUAUCUAUGGUAUCUAGAAACUCUAAAAGACCGUUUCUAUCGCGAUUUUAUGCUACUCACAAAGACCUUAAAUUUGGAGUUGAAGGACGUGCUUCAUUACUAAAAGGUGUUGAUAUUUUAGCUAAGGCGGUAGCUGUUACACUUGGUCCCAAGGGACGUAAUGUGUUGAUUGAACAACCAUAUGGUAGCCCUAAGAUCACAAAGGACGGUGUCACUGUAGCUAAAAGUAUAUCACUUAAAGACAAAUUCGAAAACCUUGGUGCAAGGUUAGUUCAAGACGUUGCCAACAAAACUAAUGAAAUGGCAGGAGAUGGUACCACAACCGCUACGAUUCUCACGCGAGCAAUUUUUGUAGAAGGUGUAAAAAAUGUUGCCGCUGGCUGUAACCCGAUGGAUCUACGUCGCGGAGUUCAAAUGGCGGUUGAUUCCAUUGUCAAAUUUCUACGAGAGAAAAGUCGUGUUAUAACUACAAGCGAAGAGAUAGCUCAGGUUGCUACGAUCUCGGCUAAUGGCGAUACGCAUGUUGGUAAAUUAAUAGCUAAUGCCAUGGAAAAAGUCGGGAAGGAAGGCGUCAUCACAGUAAAAGAAGGAAAGACAAUCGAAGAUGAGUUAGAAAUAACCGAAGGAAUGCGUUUUGAUCGUGGAUAUAUAUCACCAUAUUUUAUCACUGAAGCUAAAACUCAAAAAGUUGAAUUUGAAAAGCCUUUAAUUCUACUCUCCGAGAAAAAAAUUUCAGUUUUGCAAGAUAUUUUACCGGCAUUAGAAACUUCAUCUACACAACGCAGACCGCUUUUAAUUAUAUCUGAAGAUAUUGAUGGUGAAGCUUUGGCCGCUUGUAUCUUGAAUAAAUUACGUGGCAAUAUUCAAGUGGCCGCUGUAAAAGCUCCCGGCUUUGGUGAUAAUAGAAAAUCUAUCUUAGGUGAUUUAGCUAUAUUAACAGGUGGAACAGUUUUCUCAGAUGAGUUAGAUAUCAAGCUUGAGCGUGCUACUCCUGAUCUUUUCGGUUCAACCGGUUCCGUUACUAUUACCAAGGAAGACACCAUCCUUCUUAACGGUGAUGGUUCCAAAGACUUUAUAAAUCAACGUUGUGAACAAAUCCGUGCAGCAAUUAAUGAUGCGUCUGUUUCUGAUUAUGAGAAAGAAAAAUUACAAGAACGCCUUGCUAAAUUGUCGGGCGGUGUAGCUGUUAUCAAAGUAGGUGGAUCUUCUGAACUCGAAGUUGGCGAAAAGAAAGAUCGGUUUGUUGAUGCUUUAAAUGCUACACGAGCUGCGGUUGAGGAAGGCACUGUUCCAGGGGGAGGCGUUGCCCUUUUGAAAUCUAUUAAAUGUCUUGAUAAUUUGUCACCCGCCAAUUUUGAUCAAAAAUUAGGUAUAGACAUAGUUAAAUCAGCACUUCAAAAGCCAGCAAAAACUAUUGUGGAUAAUGCUGGUGAAGAAGGUGCCGUUAUUGUUGGCAAAAUCCUAGAUAAUCAUGUGGAUGAUUUUAAUUAUGGAUAUGAUGCUGCUAAGGGCGAGUAUGGCGAUCUUGUUUCACGUGGUAUUGUAGAUCCAUUGAAAGUUGUGAGAACAGCACUCGUUGAUGCUUCAGGUGUUGCUAGUUUAUUAACAACGACGGAAUGCAUGAUUACCGAAGCUCCAGAGGAAAAUAAGGGAGCCGCUGGCGGAAUGGGACGUAUGGGUGGAAUGGGUGGAAUGGGUGAUAUGGGUAUGAUGUAA
Molecule: messenger RNA, 1773 nt
Organism: Rhizophagus irregularis DAOM 181602=DAOM 197198
Lineage: Eukaryota; Fungi; Glomeromycota; Glomeromycetes; Glomerales; Glomeraceae
Product: chaperonin
Biological process (GO): apoptotic mitochondrial changes; mitochondrial unfolded protein response; protein import into mitochondrial intermembrane space
Cellular component (GO): mitochondrial inner membrane; mitochondrial matrix
Molecular function (GO): protein-folding chaperone binding; ATP-dependent protein folding chaperone; ATP binding
Source: RefSeq, a predicted model, not a curated record